AUGGCAACAGCCGCUCCUGGGAAGCCAGAGCUGUGGAAGGAGCGGCUUGCCGUGCUGAAGGAGGAGAAUGACAAGAAGAGAGCAGAGAAGCAGAAGCGGAAAGAAAUGGAAGCCAGAAAUAAAGAAAAUGGAAAGGAGGAGAACGGGUUAGGCAAAACUGACAGGAAGAAAGAGAUCGUGAAGCUAGAGCCCCAAGUAGAUACGGAAGCCGAAGACAUGAUUAGUGCCGUGAAGAGCAGAAGGCUGCUUGCCAUGCAAGCUAAGAAGGAAAGGGAAAUCCAGGAAAGAGAAAUGAAAGUCAAACUAGAGCGGGAGGCUGAAGAAGAACGGAUACGGAAGCACAAAGCAGCUGCCGAAAAGGCGUUCCAGGAAGGCAUCGCCAAGGCGAAGCUCGUCAUGCGCAGAACUCCUAUUGGCACCGAUCGAAACCAUAACAGAUACUGGCUCUUCUCGGACGAAGUUCCAGGACUGUUCAUCGAGAAGGGCUGGGUACAUGACAGCAUUGACUACCGAUUCAGCCACCUCCGCAAGAAGCACUCGGACCCUCCCGACGAGGAUUCCUGCCCCCGCAAUAAGAAAGCAAACUUAGGCAAAAAUGCCAACUUGAAUUCCCAUGGACCAGCAAUAGAAAUUGCUGUGGAGACCACCGUACCCAAACAAGGACAGAACCUAUGGUUUCUGUGUGAUAGUCAGAAGGAGCUGGAUGAGCUGCUAAACUGCCUUCACCCUCAGGGAAUCCGAGAAAGUCAGCUGAAGGAGAGGCUGGAGAAGAGGUACCAGGACAUCAUUCACUCCAUUCACCUGGCUCGGAAACCAAAUCUGGGGCUGAAAUCCUGUGAUGGCAACCAGGAGCUCUUAAACUUCCUCAGGAGCGACCUCAUUGAAGUCGCAACAAGGUUACAAAAAGGAGGGCUUGGCUACGUGGAGGAGACAUCAGAGUUUGAAGCCCGGGUCGUUUCCUUAGAGAAGCUGAAGGACUUCGGUGAGUGUGUCAUUGCCCUUCAGGCCAGCGUCAUAAAGAAAUUUCUCCAGGGCUUCAUGGCUCCCAAGCAAAAGAGAAGAAAAUUGCAAAGUGAAGAUUCAGCAAAAGCCGAGGAAGUGGACGAAGAGAAGAAAAUGGCAGAGGAAGCAAAGGUUGCGUCUGCACUGGAAAAAUGGAAGACGGCAAUCCGUGAGGCUCAGACUUUCUCCAGGAUGCACGUUCUGCUCGGGAUGCUGGACGCGUGCAUCAAGUGGGAUAUGUCCGCAGAGAACGCGCGCUGCAAAGUCUGCCGAAAGAAGGGUGAGGACGACAAGCUGAUCCUCUGUGACGAGUGUAAUAAAGCCUUCCACCUGUUCUGUCUGCGGCCGGCCCUCUACGAAGUGCCAGAUGGCGAGUGGCAGUGCCCGGCCUGCCAGCCAGCCACUGCCCGGCGCAACUCCCGCGGCAGGAAUUAUACCGAAGAGUCGGCCUCUGAAGACAGUGGAGACGCCGAGAGCGAUUCGGAGGAGGAGGAAGAGGACGAUGACGAGGAGGAGGAAGACUAUGAGGUGGCUGGUUUGCGAUUGAGGCCACGCAAGACCAUCCGGGGCAAGCAGAGCGUCAUCACCCCUGCAGCCAGGCCAGGCCGCCGCCCGGGGAAGAAGCCCACCCGGCGGGCGCGGCCCAAGGCGCCCCCUGGGGACGACGCUGAGGUGGAUGAGCUGGUGCUUCAGACGAAGCGGGGCUCCCGGAGGCAGAGCCUGGAGCUGCAGAAGUGCGAGGAGAUCCUGCACAAGGUGGUGAAGUACCGCUUCAGCUGGCCCUUCAGGGAGCCCGUGACGCGGGAUGAGGCCGAGGACUACUAUGACGUCAUCAGCCACCCCAUGGACUUCCAGACGAUGCAGAACAAGUGCUCGUGCGGGGACUACCGCUCGGUGCAGGAGUUCCUGGGCGACAUGAAGCAGGUGUUCAGCAACGCCGAGCUCUACAACUGCCGCGGCAGCCACGUGCUCAGCUGCAUGGCGAAGACGGAACAGUGCCUGGUGGCCCUGCUGCGCAAGCACCUGCCCGGCCACCCCUACGUCCGCAGGAAGCGCAAGAAGGUUCCCGAUCGGCCCGCCGAGGACGGAGCGGACAGUGAGCCCGAGCCCGCGGGCCAGUCCCGGGGACGAAGACAGAGGAAGUAGAGAGGCGGGCCCCGGUGAGGGAGCUGAGUUGGGGGGUGGGUAGCCGGAGACAGCAAGGGAACAGGAACGGGAGGAGAGGGUUGGGGGCACCCAGGAGAGGUGGCCGCGCUCUCCUGGCCUGGGCGGGGCUCUCUGCCCAGAGGCGCCUCCUUUCUGAGUUUCCAGAGAGGCCGAGGGCACAGCUUGUCCUGGGAACCCGGUCCCUAUCCCUUCCAUUCCCUAGGGCCCCUCCCACUCUGGCGACCACAGCAGGUCGGCGGGCGUGGGCUGACCGCACGCUGUGGCUGUGCAGCCUCACUGCCUUCAGCCCGGACGCCCCUCCCCCCGCGGCAGCGUCGGUGAGUGCCAUGCACGCAGGAUCUGUGUUCACCAGCAUUGCGGGGGCAAAGGUCACGUCCCGAGCCAUUCCUGAAUACCUCUCCCCAGUGCCAUCACCCCCCCCCAACAAAAAUUUAAAAAAAAAAAAAAAAAAAACAACGAAGGCACUUCACGCGAGACUGGCGUCCUGCUUCUAAUCAUGCAUGUAGCCCUUACUGUGAGGCCUGGCCGCGGGUGCUGGGCUGGCCCGCCCACACCAGACAAGCUCUUGGGGGAGCAGAAGACAAGCAGGAGGAAUGGAAUUGUUGACGUUUUUUAAAUUGACUUUUCUAGUUAUUAAAAGUUGCUUGUUUCAGCAGUGACGUUGUAUAAAGAACAUCCUGUAACAUACUUGUCACCUUGCUUUGGCACAUGUACAGUACGAUUUCUAGGAUGGUGUUUGCUCUACUCCCUCCCGCAGAGGCUGGGCUGGGCCCGUCCAGCAGGUGGCUGCCGCUGCCCAGCCGCUCAGCCUUCAGCUUGUGGCUCCUUGGGAGCCUGCGCGCCCGUGGUCAGGGCCCGGGCGUGGGAGGGCCCCCUCCCCGCAGCCAUCGAGCGCUCACGGCGCGCGCAGGCCAGGCUUUGUAGUCGUCUUUCCCUUUUAUGACAGAUUUUGAUAAAAGUACAGAACAGGGUUUCAUUUUCUUUUCUAUCAGCUUUGAAUCCGGGAGGUUGGAGCCCCUCGGCGCUCCUGUCCCUAUUUAAGUUAAAGGAGAAGCGGCCUGGGAAGGGGACCAUGCUUGGAGGACUGGGGAGAGGGCCUCUGGGCGGUGACGCCCGGCUGCAGACCGGCUCCCGCCGAGGACCCCGGGGCCGGCGCGCGCGCGUUCACCGUCCCUCCUCCCGCAGGCCUGGAGCUAGCCCCGAUGUCCAGUUCCGUGACCCUGGCCGCUGCGCCCUCCCCCGCCUCUGUCCCAGGUCCAGUCUGUCCUUGUUGGUAGUGAGAAUCCUACGUUCCCACCUAAGUGACAUCGGAGCCGGUGGUUGUUUUUUUAAGUCGUCUUUAAGGAGGAAGGGCCCCGUUCAAGGGUGAACUUGUAAUAAAUUGGAAUUUCAAAUAAACAUUAUGUACUUGUGUUUAUAAAGAAGAA
Molecule: messenger RNA, 3596 nt
Organism: Lepus europaeus (European hare)
Lineage: Eukaryota; Metazoa; Chordata; Mammalia; Lagomorpha; Leporidae
Product: tyrosine-protein kinase BAZ1B-like
Exons: 14
Coding region: 1-2148 (715 amino acids)
Biological process (GO): chromatin remodeling
Cellular component (GO): WICH complex
Molecular function (GO): protein binding; histone H2AXY142 kinase activity
Source: RefSeq, a predicted model, not a curated record